UGCACACUCUGAAUGCCCUCUCUCCAGUUGUUCUCGUGAAGGCACUGCAAUGAAAUAGGGAGGCCAUACAACCGUGUGUUGUAUGCCUGCGAACUAUCUGAGCUGAGCAAUAGCCGCAUAGAUUCGCUUCUUCGGUAAAAACUACAUACUGGCAGCCAGUCGGUAUCGUACUGUACAUUAUACUGUGUUGCAUGCAUGCUCCCAUGUUGUAGACUAAAGUAAUAGAACUAGGCGAUGGCCAAUGCCAGGCGUUCGUUAUAUGCCCUGUUCAUAGACUGUUGAAACACACAGUCAAGGGGUAGAUUUCCAAAGCUUGUUUUCUGGAUCAACAAAGUUGGAGACGAUACCGAUGGAAAAAUGAGAUUGCUCCGGUUCGUCUGACAAGCUGGAAACCUGGUGUGGCGUUCGAAUCCGUCCCCGGAGCUGAAAUUGUGGUAUUUUCUUGUGGAUAUAUCAUUUUUCGUCGCUUGGACCGUUAUAUUAUUGGAUGAUGAGGUUGGGGAAUUGCCUGGAUACAUGAUUUUAGGCUCUUGGAGAUGUUUAAAAGGGGAUGACAAUUUUAUUGCGGUGAAAGUCGGAGAAAACAUUCACUACCACGCUCUGUAGAUAGUGCCAUCAGAAGCUGUGCAUUAUGGGAAAUUGCCUGGGUACCCACUGCACCAGCCAACCAUCCACAGAGGACAAGGAUCCCCCACCCUUUGACAAACAGCCCGCCAACGCCCCCCUCCAGGAGAUCGCCCCGCCGUCAUCAGAACCCUGCCCACCGGUCAGGCAAGAAGUGGCCGUGCCUGUGGCCCAACCGUCGCCGUCGCCAGGGAAACCGCCUCCAGACAAGUCGUCUUCGUCCCACCCGAACUUACUGCUCUACGAUGACGAAGUCCGCAACAUGCUCCUCGGGAGGAUAUCGGUGGUCAAAUGCAAAGUCAAACCGAUGAUGAUCCGCAUCUACGUCAGUGCAUCGCAUGAUGACUCUGAAGUGGAGCGGAGUGCACUGAUGGAGAAGAUCUACCCCGGGCUGAGGGAGUACUGCGCUAGCAAGGGUUACGAGUUUGAUGUCGUCGAUCUCCACUGGGGCAUCUGGGAUUCCAGGAUACGAGACGAGAGAUUCUUAGACCAGUGCUUCAAUGAGAUCAGGAACUGCCAAAACCUUUCAACCGGACCCAACUUCAUUUCUUUCCUGAAUCAGAAGUAUGAGAGAUGCACGGCCCCAUUCCGGAUCCUAGCAUCGGCCUACGAACGUCUUUUGAAGAAGGUUGACGUAGAAGACGACAAGGCCGUUCUCUCCCGAUGCUACCAGCUGGACUCUAAUGCCACGCCCCCGGUCUAUGUCUACCAGGAUGCGGAGGGGGGCAGGGAGACCCAGGAGAAGGUGCACAAGAUUCUGAGCAGCUGCUGGGGCAAGGAGGAGAAGGAGAUGUACAUGGCAUCAAUGCUGGAGAUGGAGGUAGAGAAAGGAGUCUUCAGCCCUGAGAGUUCAAGCGAUAGCAUCAUGUGGGCGCAUCGAGUCUUCAAGGGCAUGGAUACCAAUGACUCGUCAGCAUCCAAUUACCUUGAUCUGGUGCAGACAGAGGACGGUAGAGAAAUCGAUAACGAGUCCUCGGAGCAGCUUGCCCAGCUGACCAAGCGUCUCCACACCAAGGUCAACGAGGGUAACUACAUGCCCUUUGAGGUCAACUGGGGUCCCAAGGGGCUGGAUCCUGAUGGUGUCUCCACCCAUUCUCAGUACCUGGAGAACUUCUGCUCCCAGGUCCACACCGUGGUCAAGGAGCUCAUCGACCGGGCCAUCGCUGAGAGGCAGGAGGAGGUCAAAGCCACACGAAUUCAUCGUCGUCUGCACGCAGAGCUCCAGCAGCACACCGUCCUCUGCCAGAAGCACGUGGAAACAUUCCAGGGAUGUAGCGCCCUCACGAGCCAGAUCAGCAGCUACCUGAGCAGCGAGGACAACGUCCCUCUGGUCCUGCACGGCUGCACGGGCUGCGGCAAGUCUGCCCUCGCGGCCAUGACGGCCAAGAUGGCCGAGCAGGUCCUGCCCAACAGCGCCUGCGUGCUCAGGUUCGUAGGGUCGUCUCCGGAGUCGUCCACCCCCAACCAGGUCUUCAGGAGCGUGUGUGAACAGAUCGCAUACCUGUACGGAGAGCAUAUAUCCAUCGGAGCAAGGGGUCUCAAGAGGCUUCAUAAAGACCUUGCCCAGCUGCUGAAGAAGGUGACCGCACAGCGCCCUCUAGUGGUGGUGAUUGACGGCUUGGAUCAGUUCAGUGACAACGAAGCAGAAGCUCUCAGUGCUAUCCCCAAGACCCUGGCACCGUCGGUCAAGAUGGUGCUGACCACCAGGGGCAAGGACUCUGAAGGCUUCACCAAACUUCAGAAUCAUCUGAAGGAUAGUGCCCAAUUCAUUGAGAUACCUCCACUAGCCAACGAUGAAGCUGCCAAACUAAGCGAAUCACUUCUCAAGAGUCAUCGAAGAACACUGUCAGAUGAUCAGUACAGCAUGUUACAGGAUGCCAUAGCUGCCUGCCCGCACCCCCUCUACAUCAGGCUAGCAUGCCAAGCAGCUUGUACAUGGCACAGCUACGACCCACCGUCGGCUACAAAGCUGGGUGAGGAUGUGUUGUCGCAAUUUGGAAUGCAUCUUGAAACAAUGGAGAAGCGUUAUGGCAAGAUGGCCGUCGCCCGGUCCCUCGGCUACAUGACGAUAGCCAGGGACGGCCUCUCCGAUGCGGAGAUGAACGAUAUACUGUCGUGUGAUGAGGCUGUGUUGAAUGAACUAUAUGCACAGAGGACACAAGUGUUGAGACGGGUGCCAAGUUUAUUAUGGGUAGCGCUCUGUCAAGAGCUGGGUCCGUCUUUACAGGAGUGUGACGUUAACGGACGGUACUUAAGAAGUUGGGGUCACUCUUGUUUUAGGGAAGUGGUAACCAAGCAAUAUUUAUCCAAUGAUAAAGAUCGAGUGCAGCUUCAUAUGACCAUCCAAGACUACUUCCAGGAUAAAUGGGCAAAGGGCAAGAAGAAGCCUUACGUGGGUGAGGGUGGAAUUGAAAUGGUCAUGGACAGGCUUGUGUUGACCCAGCCCAACGAGUUUGGCAAACUGGACAAUCUACGGAAGUUCAGAGAAGUCAGCUACCAUGUAUUCCACACUGGAGACAAGAAAUUUGUGGACAAGUAUGUAUGGGACAUUGACUGGCUGGUGAAAAAACUAACCUGUUGUGAUGUGUACGAUGUACUAGAGGAUGUGCGGUUGGCACAGACGAGAGAUCCAUCAAGUCAGGACCUACAACUGAUGGAAGAGUUCCUGCAGCUGUCUGCAUAUGCGUUGUCAUGCUCAGGUUCGCAGCUUUUCACUCAGCUCAUGCAGAGACUGGACAAAUCCAUUGAAAAGAAUAAGAGUAAGCAUCCCCACAUGAGUAAGCUGCUCCAAGUUGCCAACAACCCCUCUCACAUUAGUUUCUUUCCCUCCACGUCGUGUCUCCUCAAGGUCAGUGAUGCCAAGGAUGACGCCCUGGAUGAAGAAGACAGCGAGAAGUCCAAGGAACCCUCGCUGACCCAGCUCUUCAAGGUCAAGUCCCAACCAUGGUAUAUGGUGUCCGUGUCCCCAGAAGAAGGGGAGGUGAUCGUAUGGGAUGUGGUCACCCAGAAACCUGUCAGAACGUUGAAGGGUCUUGACAGGCCCCGCGAUAUCUGCUUCAUCGAAGCUCACCGCAUCGUUGUCUUGUGCAAUCGAGAGCUCAAGAUAUAUAACCUUGACACAGGAAACUUUGAGACCAAGCUCUUGGGCAUCAUGAAUCAGAAGAUGCCUUUCUUCGCUCUGCAUGACAAGGACCACGUGGUGGCGCUCUCCCGAAACCGCAUGUAUGUCAAUAUCAUCAACGUCGCGACCGGAUCUAUCAGUAUCACCUUCAAGGCUGGUGAGGAUAGGUUCCUGAACAGCCUGUUGGUCAGUGCCAACGGUCAGAGGUGCGUCUGUGGAGAUGAGACCCAGAAGCCUAGUCCUCUGUUGGUUUGGGAUCUCAAUGCCAGGAAACUCAUCCAUGACUUCAGGAUCCAGCAGCAUGAGUUUGUGACCCGAAUGGCAGCCAUCUCUAAUGAUGGUCACUAUGUCGUCUCCGUCAUCAAGGAGUUGGAAGACCCAACACGUAACUUUGUCAUCGUGUAUGACCUCCAGAGCGGUCAGCUCUUUAAGAAAUGGAAACCACCGGUCAACACGACCUGUGUGGCCAUCUCUUCUGAGGGAAUGUGUGUGGUCAACGGAUGUGAGGACUCUACCAUUCUGGUCUGGGACCUGGCUUCAGGGUCAAUGAAGUACUCUUUGGAGGGACACACCCAUCCGGUAGAUAGGCUUUACCUCUCAGACAAUGGAACAGUCUGCCUCACAUAUGAUUCCACACAUCAGGACCGUACCAUCAGAGCCUGGGAUCUCCAAAAAGGCAUGUGUCUGGCUGCCUUCACACCGGACAAGCCAAUCAGCUGCUGCCAGAUAUCUGCAGAUGGUACGUGCGCCGUGAUUGGCCUGCAGGGAGAGAGGGAGAUCGUGUCUCUGUGGAUACGCUCAAAAGGCUCGGCUCCGAUACCCAAGGAUGCAGGAGCCUUUGGCGACCCCGCCCGCAAGGGGGAGGAAUUUGAUGUCAAUGUCCCGCAGAGUUAAUGAGACUAGAAACCUAUAGGUCGUAGAUAUUGAUCGAAGUAUGCAGCGUUAGGAACUUGAAGCUGGAAGAAGACGGGACAGUUAGAACAUUGAUGAAAACAUCUUGUCUCCAAUUUCACUAUGGGAAUGGUAUUCCUUUUUUGAAAUUUCUUCACUGCAAUUUCAUUAUCAAAAUUUCGUUAUUGGAAUUUCAUGAUUGAAAUAUCAUAAUUUGAAAUUUAUUGAUUUUGGGGAUACAAAUUUCAUUAUUUGAAUUUCAUUAUUUAAAAUUCAUCAUUGAAAUUCAUUAUUUGAAUUUCAUCAUUGAAUUUCAGAAUUUGAAAUUCAUUAUUUGAAUUUCAUCAUUGAAUUUCAUUAUUGGACUUUCAUUAUUUGAAUUUCAUUAUUGGACUUUCAUUAUUUGAAUUUCAAAUUGGAGUUUCAUUAUUGGAAUGAUAUUUUGCGACGUCAAUAAUCUCAAAAACAUCAGCUUUUGUCAUUGACGGACUACUGUUGCCACCCAGCAUUUAAUGCAUUUUUAGGUGAAAGGAAUGUUGUGUAGAGAAUGAAGUGAGUGAAUCAGGGGUUUUGGCACUCUUUAGGUGAGGCAUAACUAGAACAGUAGAUAUGUGAACCUUUAACAAGAAAGAGAGAGACGUGAAGAAAAAGAAGCCACAGCUGUGUGAACAUGUAAAGUGGACAUUCAAAUAAUGUUUAUGUUUAUGUAAGAAUUUUGCAACGAAACUGCCAAAUGUAUAAGAUCUUAAUCAUAGGACAAUAAUCAUGGAUGGUUAAAUACUAAGGAUUAUAAAAGCAAACAAUUAAGUUUUAUCUCUUUUGCAAAGAAAUAAAUCUGAAUUUUGAUAUAUUUAUCAUAUAAAGCCGAUCAUGACAGGUUGUAAUUGAUAAUCAUGGGUUUAAGAAGCCUGGUAACUGUGUCCGGCAAUUACUGAGACAUACAUGGAAAUGUGUAUUACAUUAAUGUCCUCAUGGUUGUUAUCAUAGCGAUAUGUUACGAUCAUUUGUGAAAAAUAAAAUCAUUGUGAAGAUAUAGUUAAACAUAGAUUAUGUCUUAUUCCAUCCAAGAAAUUAACUUGUUUAGAUGGUCAGUCUUCAUUUAUAAGGACAGUUUGUAAGCCUUCAAAGGCAUAUAUCUUGGUCAUCAUUAUUCUUUUCAUCAACAUCAUUACAUUAUUUUAUAACAGUUACAGAUCUUACUGGUCUGAUUGUUGCAAAUGAAGAAAAGGGGGCUUGAAUUAAAUUGGUGAUACAGGCAAACCUGCUUUAGUGACCCCCUGUCUAUAAAGACCACUUUUUGUGUUUUUCCCUUGGGCGGUCACUAUAGACAGGUUUGACUGUAUAUCAUAUGAAAGGAGGUUGAAGCAAAGACUGCUACAUAUUGUACGUUUGGUAAGCGGAUGUUAACAUCAGAAGCUUCAUUAAAAAGAGCUCCUUUUUUAUAUAUAUCCAGAAACUUUUGAGUAAAGUUGGUUUAUGCCAUCAAUUGAAUUCAUACCUAGGUGAGAUGUGUAUUGGAACAAGAUGACGAUAAGAAAACAAAAACAGGAAGAUGAAUCUAAGACACACAUGGAAACUGAACUUGCAGGGUAUUAAAUAAAGUCAUGGAUUCUCUCUGAUUGUACAUAUUUCUGUGUGGUAGUCUUGACAAUGACUUUGUUGUCAAUGACCUUGACAACGACCUCGUCAUGACCUUGUCAAGUAUGUUGUUAUUACUUGCAUUGUUUAAAUGACGUAUGUUACAUGUGUGUGCGUGUCGCGGCUUUCUGCCAGUGCUCAACCCCCAUUCUCUUGUUGACCUGUAUACUUUGCACAAAUAAUUAUUAGAGGGUGGACAGAGGGAGGGAGAGAGAGAGAGAGAUAUAUAACAAAUAAUAAUAACCUUAAUAUCUUAACAUAAUGUCAACACAGUGUGAUAUCAUCUUGAGUAGACUUCAAGAGUUUUAAGGCAGCUUUGUCUACAAAAAAGGUCACAUUUAUUCUUUGAUACUUUUGGUAAAUAGGACCUAAAAUUGUGCUGGAUAAAAUGUAGAACAAGCUCAAAGCGUUUUUUGUAAUAGGUUUUGGUAUGUGGAGGUUCUCAGUCAGUUGCGUUGCUAUAAGUAGUAUUUAGAAUAGUUCCAUAAACAAAUGGGCAUUAUACGCAGUCUCACCAUGCGAUUGUAACCGCUAAAUUUGUGGCAUUUUAAAGCUAUCGCAAAACCUCCCUAUACAGUGCGGUUGCAUCAACUGCUUUAUUGUGUAUCUUGAACUCUAAACUUUAGAAUAUUUUGCAAAUAUAUCUACAUGUAAGGUUACAUUUUCCAUUUUUUGAGAAGAUCGUUCUUACCUCUCAUUCCCUUGUUGUCCCGGAAAAAGUUUACAAAGGAUUGGGCCUCGUUUAAAAAAACUUGUCGUCAAAACUUGCCGUUCUUGAACAAAUGAGCCCCCAGUCAAUCAAAUUCAGUGAUUUCAUUAGCUUAUAUAAGUCGAUGAUUAUAGUGACUUGUUAUUGAUACCAAGUUUCAUAAAACUGGACCCUGGUCCGUCUCACUGCCUCAGAUAUGAUCUUCGUCUACUUGAAAGUUUUAAUAUUAUCACUAAAUUGCUGCAUUAUCAUGAACUCAGGUGGCAGAAAGUGCAUCAUGUGAAAUCAACCAUAAAUACAUUUACAAAAGAAGAAGAAUUGUCGAUUCCAAGCUGUACCCACUCUCUUAUAUGUGCUCUGGACCCUGUCAUUAUUGAGAGUACGUGUUUAUCAAGCCUUCUAGGGGAAAAUAUAAGCUUCGAUGAUUACUCUGCUUUUGGUUUAGUGGUUCAUUCACUGGACUCUCAAUCCAAGGGCCCAGGGUUCAAAUCCCAACCUAGGACUAAGGUCUGUUGUCAAGACAUCAAUCCACCUGUACAUGGGUAAAAAUAUGUUGUUGGAUUUAGAUACCACGCAUUUAUUUCCUCAAUCAAGUCUGCAAAGCAGCUUUAAUACUAUACUGGGAGGAUAUUUCAACAUAACUGUACCGAUUUUCUUUGAAGUUUUUCCUGUUGUUAAAAAAUAGAGCUGAACAAAAUGUAGGGAUUAAAGUUUGUUGAUAAUAGGGGUGUUGGCGUGUUGCCCAUUUUUGUUGUUCUUCAAAUAUUUGUGUUAACUCUAUCGAUAGUAUUUAUGAAACUCCUUUGUAUAGGAAGAUACGGGAGAGCGUCGCAUCCAUACAUUAAUCAGACCAGGAGGAAGAAAUGCCUUUUUGCCCUGGUUAACUUAGUUUUUAAUUGUAUCAUUUUGUCAUCUAGAACCUCAAACCCGUGUGUGCUUAUAUUUGAUGUUAAAGUUGUUCAGUGUGCCCUCCAACUACCGGUAUUACUAACAGUUAUUUUAAGCCUCCCUCUCUCUCUCUCCUCUCCCUCUCUCUCUCUCUCUUUCUCUCUUCGACUCUCUCCUUUCUUUCCCCCUCUCUCUCUUUCUUUCCUUCUUUCUCUCUCCUUCCCCCUCUCUCUCUUCCUUUAUCAUCACUCUAUCCUUUUCUAUUUCCAUACUUGCUUGUUUUCUAUGGCAGUAUAAGACGAAAUUAAAUAUUGUGUGCAUGUGAGUGCAUUUAUAUGAUAUGGAAAUCAUAGUUAUUGUGAAAGUGAUACUUGGUAACUUUCCAAAUGAUGUGUAUACUUCAGGUCUUGUAAUACAUGUGCUCAACUUAUUCAUUACGAUCACCGUCGUCAAACGAAGAGUUGCCAAUAAGAGAAUAAGCUUGGCGGAGACGAAAAACAAAAUCGAUGAUGGUUUAUUUAUAUUGUUACGACUGUAAAUAUCUGCAAAUAUUUGAAGAACAUUCUGUUAGGAUGUGAUGGAGAGAUGCCGAGAGCUGCGGUCCUCACCAGUUAUCUUUUGAAAUUCAUGGGAAUCGGGGGGAGGAUUAUUGUGUGUUUGUUGAAAUGUAGAUAUUUAGGUUCUCCUCUUGAUGUUAUAAUGUACAGGCUGACUACGAUGAAGUGUGACUUCCCUUGUCGAUCCUAACAUGUAGAAAGAAACGACAGGGAGUCUGUGUGGAGAUAGAGGGCGCUGUUCUCUCCCUCAUAUUUCUUUUCUAUUUUGCUGUGUUUAAUAUGCAAUAGAUGUCGAUUGUCGAGAUUGAAUAUCAAGCUUCUGUUGAACCCGUGAAGUCAAGUAUCGUUGCGCUCUCUCGGCGGGCGCAAAGCGAACGACCGUGUGACGUGUAGAGUAGUAGGCCUGCGUAUGGACAACAUUUAAGCUGAUUUUGAUAUAUUAUGAAUAAACUUCAGACAGGUACGAAGGUCACCUAUA
Messenger RNA from Strongylocentrotus purpuratus (purple sea urchin), 8906 nucleotides. RefSeq names its product NACHT domain- and WD repeat-containing protein 1. The coding region runs from base 632 to 4639 and encodes 1335 amino acids. Gene Ontology annotation, molecular function: protein binding. NCBI's taxonomy places the organism in Eukaryota, Metazoa, Echinodermata, Echinoidea, Camarodonta, Strongylocentrotidae. The transcript has 12 exons. The record is from RefSeq and is a predicted model, not a curated record.